CAGCCUGACUGCAAAGUGAGCUUAUUUCCUGUGUUCGGUGGGACCUUCUCAGACCAGUGGCCGCAGCAGACUGUGGGGCCCCUGCAAGUUACUCCCCCAGUUAACAAGCACAAACCAUGGCUCGAGCCCACCUAUCAUGGCAUAAUCACAGAAAACGAUAAUGCAGUGCUUCUCGACCCUCCUCUGAUUGCCCUGGAUAAAGACGCACCUCUGCGAUUCGCAGAGAGUUUUGAGGUGACAGUCACCAAAGAAGGUGAGAUCUGUGGAUUUAAAAUUCACGGGCAGAAUGUCCCCUUUGAUGCAGUGGUAGUGGAUAAGUCCACUGGCGAGGGAAUCAUUCGCUCAAAAGAGAAACUGGACUGUGAGCUGCAGAAAGACUACACAUUCACCAUCCAGGCCUAUGACUGCGGCAAGGGGCCGGACGGCACCAAUGUAAAAAAGUCUCAUAAGGCAACUGUCCAUAUUCAGGUGAACGAUGUGAACGAAUACGCACCGGUGUUCAAGGAGAAGUCCUACAAGGCAACCGUCAUCGAGGGCAAACAGUAUGACAGCAUCUUGCGGGUGGAGGCCGUGGACGCAGAUUGCUCCCCUCAGUUCAGCCAGAUUUGCAGCUAUGAAAUCGUCACUCCAGAUGUGCCGUUCGCCAUCGACAAAGACGGUUAUAUAAAAAACACAGAGAAGCUAAACUACGGGAAGGAGCACCAGUACAAGCUGACGGUCACCGCCUAUGACUGCGGGAAGCGGAGAGCAGCCGAAGAUGUCUUGGUGAAGGUCAGCAUCAAGCCCACCUGCACCCCGGGGUGGCAAGGGUGGAACAAUAGGAUCGAGUAUGAGCCUGGCAUGGGCCCUCUGGCCCUCUUCCCCAGUGUCCACCUGGAGACAUGUGAUGAAUCCGUGGCCUCGGUGCAGGCGACGGUGGAGCUAGAGACCGGCCACAUCGGGAAAGGCUGUGACCGGGACACCUAUUCUGAGAAGUCCCUUCACCAACUGUGUGGUGCUGCGUCUGGCACUGCUGAGCUGCUCCCUUCCCCGAGUGGGUCCUUGAACUGGACUGUGGGCCUCCCCACUGACAAUGGCCACGACAGUGACCAGGUCUUCGAGUUCAAUGGCACACAGGCAGUGAGGAUCCCCGAUGGUGUUGUCUCGGUCAACCCGAAAGAGCCUUUUACCAUUUCUGUGUGGAUGAGGCACGGGCCUUUUGGCAGGAAGAAGGAGACGAUUCUCUGUAGUUCAGACAAAACCGACAUGAACCGACACCAUUAUUCACUCUAUGUCCACGGCUGCCGGCUUAUUUUCCUCCUCCGCCAGGAUCCUUCGGAAGAGAAGAAAUACAAACCUGCGGAAUUCCACUGGAAGUUAAAUCAGGUCUGUGAUGAGGAGUGGCAUCACUACGUCCUCAAUGUGGAAUUCCCAAGCGUGACUCUCUACGUGGACGGAGUUUCUCAUGAGCCCUUCUCUGUGACCGAAGAUUACCCGCUUCAUCCAUCCAAGAUCGAAACUCAGCUCGUGGUUGGGGCCUGCUGGCAAGAGUAUCCAGCAUUUGAAAAUGACAAUGAAACCGAGUCUGUGCCUAUGGCCUCAACAGGUGGUGAGCUGCACAUGACCCAGUAUUUCCGAGGUAACCUGGCCGGCCUGACCGUCCGUUCCGGGAAACUCGCUGACAAGAAGGUGAUCGACUGUCUUUAUACCUGCAAAGAAGGGCUGGACCUGCAGGUCCCCGAAGACAGCGGCAGAGGCGUGGAGAUCCAUACGAACCCCAGUCAGUUGGCGUUGACCUUGGAGGGAGACGACAUCGGGGAGCUGGAUAAGGCCAUGCAGCACGUUGCCUACCUGAACUCCAGGCAGUUCCCCACACCGGGGAUCCGAAGGCUCAGAAUCACCAGCACGGUCAAGUGUUUCAACGAGGCCGCCUGCAUCUCCGUGCCCCCGGUGGACGGCUACGUGAUGGUGCUGCAGCCCGAGGAGCCCAAGAUCAGCCUCAGUGGCAUCCACCAUUUCGCUCGAGCGGCUUCCGAAUUUGAAAGCCCAGAAGGGGUUUUCCUUUUCCCUGAGCUUCGGAUCAUCAGCACCAUCACGAGAGAAGUGGAGCCUGAAGGGGAAGGGGAUGAGGACCCCACAGUCCAAGAGUCGCUGGUGUCUGAGGAGAUCGUGCACGACCUGGAUACCUGUGAGGUCACGGUGGACGGGGACGAGCUGAACCCGGCCCAGGAGAGCCUGGAGGUGGACACGGCCCGCCUGCAGCAGAAGGGCAUUGCAGUGAGCGCCUCCGACCUGGGCAUGGUCUUCACGGGUGUGGACAGCAUGGCCAGCUACGAGGAGGGGCUGCGUCUCCUUCGCUAUCGGAACUGGCACAGCAGGUCCCUGCUCGACCGGAAGUUCAAGCUCGUCUGCUCCGAGCUAAAUGGCCGCUACGUCAGCAACGAGUUUCAGGUGGAGGUGAACGUCAUCCACGCAGCCAGCCCCAUGGAGCACGCCAGCCACAUGGCAGCGCAGCCCCAGUUCGUCUACCCAGAGCACCAUGCCUUCGUCGACCUCUCGGGUCACAACCUGGCCAGCCCCCACCCCUUUGCAGUUGUCCCCAGCACCGCCACGGUGGUGAUUGUGGUGUGCGUUAGCUUCCUGGUCUUCAUGAUCAUCCUGGGCGUGUUCCGGAUCCGGGUUGCUCACCAGCGAACCAUGCGGGACCAGGACGCCGGGAAGGAGAACGAGAUGGAUUGGGACGACUCUGCCUUGACCAUCACCGUAAACCCCAUGGAGACGUACGAGGACCAGCACAGCAGCGAGGAGGAGGAGGAAGAGGAAGAGGAAGAGGAGAGCGAGGAUGGGGAGGAGGAGGAUGACAUCACCAGUGCCGAGUCGGAAAGCAGCGAGGAGGAGGAGGAAGAGGAAGAGGAAGAGGAGAGCGAGGAUGGGGAGGAGGAGGAUGACAUCACCAGUGCCGAGUCGGAAAGCAGCGAGGAGGAGGAGGGAGAGCACGGAGACCAGCAGAACGUGAACAGGCAGCAGCAGCUGGAGUGGGACGACUCGACCCUCAGCUACUGAGCCGCGAGGCCACUCCCUCCACCACCUCCCUUUCUGCUUCAAGAGACUCUGCUGCCAUCUGUCCUCCCAGGCCCAAGGGUCCACGGUGUACAAAGUCAUUCUGGCCAGUAGGUCUGCAGACCCUCCCCAUCGCUGACCAUCCGCCUGUGCUUGGUGUGUAGGCCCCCCGCCCUCCACCCAGACCGCUCUUAAGUUAUGUGAGGAGCUGACGCACGCUGUCCACGGCUCGCUCUGCGCGGCCCCCUCGCGCCUCCAGAAAAGCUGCAGUGACCGGACUCGACCAGGGGUUAAAAUCGCUCACUCCCACCUCGUAAUCCGUUUUUUUCUUCUUUUUUUUAAAAGUUUUUAUUUUUUCCAAACUAGUGCAUGUAUAAAAUGGCAGAAUGGGGGUUAAUAUGUAGAUGAUGAACUGACUUUUUAAUAUUUUGUAAAUAAAUUGCGAUUCCUCGUGUCCUCCAUGCUAGUGUGACCCGGGACUGGCAUAUGCAAGGUGAAGCCUGAAACACAGUGCAGGAGAGACCCCGCGGGCUCCUGCCUCACCCCCACCCUGAGAGGAGAGGGACCUGCCCUGCUCGGGCCUUGCUGGGUGCACCCCUCGGUGGGUGGCCAGGCAGUGAGGGGGAAUGGACUUGCGCUCCCACCCGAGCUCAGCCGGAGGGCACCAGAUCGGGACCCCUCUCUGGAGGCUGGGAAACGGCCAGGCCUUUCCUUUGGGAUUCUACCCAUUUCUGAUCUGGCAGAGGGGUGGGCAUGCCGGGGUCCCUGGCCUCUUUCACACACUCCUCCGAUGACCGGCAGCUCCUUGCGCAGGAAGCUGGACUCCUCGUGCGCAGCCUUGGGUUCAUACCUACUAGAUGUCCGUUGCCCUGCUGGUGAGUGUGCGUACGGACGGUGCGAAGCGUCUGGCCACUUGGUUGGAGACAGAACAGGCCUGAGUGGCCCGUACUCGGAACGUCCGAGGACAGACGCACUGCAAGGACGCCCUGUGGCCAGAAGGCAAAGUGCUAGCUUCCCCCCCAACAGCCCCAGAGGUAAGCCCCCUCCCCAGGAGUGGGGAGCCCCGCUGCUCGGCCUGGUGGGGGAGGAAAAGGAGAGGACACGUCCUGAGCUAAAACCCCUGUGGCACUUUGUUUUUAAUUUACAUGUAAAAUUUUAGAUUUCUAAAACUGGGGGAAAAUCAUUUGAAUCCUGUUCUGUGAUCAUGACUGCUAGUCGCGAGGACACUGCGGCUGUCCUGCGUCGUGUGUGGCCGUCCUCUGUGUCCUGUUGCUCUAGCCGCCCCGUAUAGACGAUGGUGGAGGCUGAUGCGGGCUCCGCGUGGGCCGCUUUCCGGAUGUGUGUACUGAUGAGGCCAGAACGUGUAUCCACGACAAUAAAGUGCUGGUUCUAACCCCA
Leptonychotes weddellii (Weddell seal) is the source of this 4437-nucleotide messenger RNA. Lineage: Eukaryota; Metazoa; Chordata; Mammalia; Carnivora; Phocidae. The record is from RefSeq and is a predicted model, not a curated record.